Molecule: messenger RNA, 1269 nt
Organism: Ochotona curzoniae (black-lipped pika)
Lineage: Eukaryota; Metazoa; Chordata; Mammalia; Lagomorpha; Ochotonidae
Gene: ZPLD1
Product: zona pellucida like domain containing 1
Exons: 10
Coding region: 1-1269 (422 amino acids)
Cellular component (GO): cell surface
Source: RefSeq, a predicted model, not a curated record
AUGGAACAAAUAUGGUUGCUGCUGUUUCUAACAAUUAGAAUUCUUCCGGGGUCUGCUCAGUUCAAUGGCUAUAACUGUGAUGCCAGCCUCCACAGUAGAUUUCCUGCUGAACGAGACAUAAGUGUCUACUGUGGGGUGCAGGCCAUUACAAUGAAGAUUAAUUUUUGCACGGUACUUUUCUCGGGUUACUCUGAAGCGGAUCUGGCACUGAAUGGAAGGCAUGGAGAUUCCCACUGCAGGGGCUUCAUCAAUAACAACACCUUUCCCGCAGUGGUCAUUUUCAUCAUCAAUCUCAGCACCUUGGAGGGCUGUGGAAACAACCUAGUGGUAUCCACAAUUCCUGGAGUCAGUGCUUAUGGAAACACAUCUUCAGUACAAAUAGGAAAUAUUUCGGGAUAUAUUGAUACUCCAGAUCCACCAACAAUCAUCAGCUAUCUACCUGGGCUUCUUUACAAAUUUAGUUGCAGCUAUCCACUGGAAUAUUUGGUUAAUAAUACCCAACUUGCCUCGUCCUCAGCUGCUAUUUCUGUAAGAGAGAACAAUGGAACAUUUGUCAGCACUUUGAACCUGCUCCUUUAUAAUGAUUCAACCUACAGAGAGCAGCUGAUUAUUCCCAGCAUAGGCUUACCUUUGAAAACCAAAGUGUUUGCAGCUGUACAGGCCACUAACCUGGAUGGCAGAUGGAAUGUCCUGAUGGAUUAUUGCUACACAACCCCAUCGGGAAACCCAAAUGAUGACAUUCGCUACGACCUCUUCCUGAGCUGUGACAAAGAUCCUCAGACUACUGUCAUUGAAAAUGGCCGAAGCCAGCGGGGCCGAUUUUCCUUUGAAGUGUUCCGAUUUGUGAAGCACAAGAAUCAGAAGAUGUCUACUGUCUUCCUGCACUGCGUGACCAAGCUCUGCAGAGCUGAUGAUUGUCCGUUGCUUAUGCCAGUACGAUCCUGCAUAGCGCAUGCCCCUACCCAUCGCACUGUUAACACUCCUGAAUACAGAUGCACUAACGGAUACAACUCUGUAUUAGCAUAUGCUCUCAUGAACACAGCCAUGUGCACGUUACGUGUGGAUGAGACUCCAACAAACAAUUCACAGAUUGGUUCCCUGAGUGUGCCUCAUUUCCAGCUGAACACCAUCACCAGUGCACUGAUCUCAGGAUUAGUCAUUCUGGGAGUCAUGACUUUUUCCCUUCUCCUGUGCUCACUGGUCCUCCUACGCAGAAAGGGACCCACCAGUUUGGUGUUAAAUGGCAUAAGAAAUCCAGUCUUUGAUUAA